CCUGGCGUUGUGAAUGAGCGUUAGUGUAAACGUAGAGACGGAGCUGACUGGAGUAAACCAAGCGCAGGUGCCGCAAGCACCGGUGCGAUUUCAUCAUAUGUGCCGCUGACGCGAACACAGUGUGCGUCAGCGCCGCCAUUGCGCCGAGAGCCCCCCGACGGUGGACAUAUGUGAGGAUACGGCGCUUUACUGCACGACAGACGCAUCCAGAGGACAUGACACCGCCGCCGCUCGGCGGAACGGGAAUUCCAGCGAGGCUACGCGAUAAGAGCUUGAACGCAAGAUAAUAAAAGACGGGGAAUAAAAGCACUCGCGCGUAGACGUGCGCGUUUGUCUAGGAUUCGGGGGAUCAUGUCGGUCGCGUUUUCGUCCACGCGUCCGAGGGGAAAGGGAGAAGUGACCCAGCAGACGAUUCAAAAGAUGCUGGACGAAAACCAUCAUCUGAUACAGUGCAUUAUGGACUAUCAGAGCAAAGGGAAAACUGCAGAAUGCACACAGUAUCAGCAGAUAUUACACAGAAAUCUGGUCUACCUGGCUACAAUAGCUGACACCAACCAGAACAUGCAGUCGCUGUUACCUGCACCCCCAAACCCCAGUAUGAGUCUGGGACCAGGUGGUCUAGGUAGCAGUCCUGUUGGCCAGUCUCUGCACUCCCAGACUAACCUGAACGACAGUGCGAGCCCAGGCAUGCCUCCGACGUCACUAAUGCAGACGCAGCUUAGCAAUGGCCCGGGCCAAGCCCCCACACAGCAGCAGUGUGGACCAGCGCCAGGCUCCGCCCCCUCCAUGAGCCUGCCCUCCAGUGGCCCUGGGUACAACCACCCAGUGCCCAACUCUCAGGGCACACCUCUCCAGGGCCAGGGGGGCUACCCGCCCGCGGCCGCGCGCGCCAACCUCAACAUGCAGCCCGGCCAAGUCCCUUUGAUGCAUCAGCAAGGUGUGGGGGCCCAUUAUGCCUCCUCCCAGACCGGGGCACCGCAUUACCCGGGCCAGCAGGCAGUGGGAAUGAUGGGUCAGGGUAACCAAGGCAACAACAUGAUGCCCCAGAGACCCAUAGGAAGCUACCGCCCUACACAGCAAGGAUCUGCCCAGCAGCUAAUGGGCCAGGAGGAGUUUUAUGCCGAGCAGUAUGGGCACGCUGCCACCUCCAGAGAACCCUCAGUGCAGCAGUAUUACCCUGAUGGCCAUGGGGAGUACUCCUAUCAGCACUCCUAUGGAGAGCAGGGCUGUGACAGGUCUUUUGAAGAUUCCUCACAGCAUUACUAUGGAGGCGGGAACACCCAGUACAGCCAGCAACAGCAGACCCAGUAUCAGCACGCGUCCAACCAACAGCAGCAGUUCAACCAACCACAGUACCCUUCCCAGCUGGGGUACGGGCAAUCCCAGGGAUACGGUCCAGCUCAGGGAGCCCCUGCUCAGUACAGCCAGUACCAGCAGGGCCCGGGUCAGCAGUACCCUUCAUUCCGCUCCACUCAGACUGCCCCUUCUGCCCAGACAACCAGACCCUACACAUACGAACAGGGUCAGUAUGGAACCUUCCAGCAGUAAGAACAUGUUUCCUUGGUGACACAACGUAGGGGUUCUUCAGAAGAUCAGGACACACAUAUGACGUUCUUUCCUGGAUUCUCACACUGAGAAAUGUGCCCUGCUGUCGAAUAGCAAAAUUGGUUUUGUCUGCAAAGAAUUCAGCUUUGCGCAUCAGUAGAUCAGUACUGGAAACCUCUCUUAUAACGCCACUCUUAAACUGGCCUUCUUCAGGCUACUUACGUCAGCUACCUCCAUUUGGUUUCUGAGAGAAUGUUAACUCAGAAAACAGACAGAAACAAGACUUAAAUAUUUAACGCAAACCUUGAUGAAUUUAGCGCUGGUUCAUAUGUUUAUAUUUCAUGUAUCAGCUGUAACUUCUGUUUGAUGGAGAAAAUUAUAAAUGUGUAUUUAUCAGUCCUAGUGUUCAUCCAAUUUAGUAAGGAGGCUUGUGUUAAAGAAUUGGGCGGGGGAUGCAACAUAGUGAGAUGAAUAAGCAUAUGUGUGAUCACCUCAAUAUGGGUUUUUGUUUUCUUGAUUUUUUUAAAAACUUUUUACUAGUUUUGAAGGAGAAUGUUCUAAUCUGAGUGUGAAUGAAGCAGAACAUUCUAAUGUGAGUGUGAAUGAAGCAGAAUGUUCUAAUGUGAGUGUGAAUGAAGCAGA
Messenger RNA from Electrophorus electricus (electric eel), 2187 nucleotides. RefSeq names its product SS18L1 subunit of BAF chromatin remodeling complex. Gene Ontology annotation, molecular function: transcription coactivator activity. Gene Ontology annotation, biological process: positive regulation of transcription by RNA polymerase II; positive regulation of dendrite morphogenesis. Lineage: Eukaryota; Metazoa; Chordata; Actinopteri; Gymnotiformes; Gymnotidae. Gene Ontology annotation, cellular component: nucleus. The record is from RefSeq and is a predicted model, not a curated record.